Molecule: messenger RNA, 606 nt
Organism: Saccharomyces mikatae IFO 1815
Lineage: Eukaryota; Fungi; Ascomycota; Saccharomycetes; Saccharomycetales; Saccharomycetaceae
Gene: IRC21
Product: Irc21p
Exons: 1
Coding region: 1-606 (201 amino acids)
Molecular function (GO): heme binding
Source: RefSeq, a predicted model, not a curated record
AUGAAUACUGGCGGCAUGAACAGAGAUGUUUCAGACUCGAAACCGAAUGUUAGAUUCAUUACGCCCCAACGCCUAAACGUUACCCAUCCUACCACAUCAUCACCUCUGCAUAUGCCCGUUUCGAGAUCAACAAGAAAGCCUCUUGUAAGAACUAAAAUAAGACUAGAUCCAGGACACAGCGCUCUGGACUGGCACUCUUUAACUUCUAAUCCAGAAAAUUAUUAUACAAAGUUCGUUUCGUUGCAGCUCAUCCAGGAUUUACUGGAUGAUCCAGCAUUUCAAAGAGAUAAUUGUAAGUUUUCACCUACCCAGUUGAGAAACCAGUUACUCGUUCAAAAGAUUCCCCUUUAUAAAAUAAUGCCACCUUUAAGAAUAAAUAGAGCAAUCGUAAAGAAGCAUUGCAAAGAUGAAGAUGAGUUAUGGUGUGUUAUAAACAAUAAGGUGUACGACAUUUCUAGUUACUUAAAGUUUCACCCAGGUGGCACGGAUAUCUUAUUGAGACAUCGUAAUAGCGAUGAUUUGAUUACAUAUUUUAAUAGGUAUCAUCAGUGGGUAAACUAUGAAAAAUUACUACAGGUUUGUUUCAUAGGUAUUGUAUGCGAAUAA